Microdochium trichocladiopsis is the source of this 855-nucleotide messenger RNA. RefSeq lists its product as uncharacterized. The coding region runs from base 218 to 658 and encodes 146 amino acids. The record is from RefSeq and is a predicted model, not a curated record. Lineage: Eukaryota; Fungi; Ascomycota; Sordariomycetes; Xylariales; Microdochiaceae. The transcript has a single exon.
CUGUACUUCAGGCUUAUCUUGGAACUGUGUGAAAAUCAGUCUGGGCUGACUUCAUGUUUGCCGGGUGAGUAAAUCCUGACGGACGCAGGACUGGUUAUAGACGCUGUGAAUGCUCAACUGCAGUGUAUGAGGUGAUGGAACCUGAGGCCGCUGCUGGCGGGUGCGGUCUGCACCUUCCUCGUCCAACGCAUUCGACUUGAGCAACUUCCAACGCCCCAUGCGUCUUGACUGCUUGAGCACACGCAAACGCCUUCCGUGGGAGAGCUCCUUCCGCUGUCGGCAUCGAACAUCACUUGACCUCGCGGAACCUCCAAGGACCGCCGUCCCAAGCAUCUUCCAUCCUCCACAACCUUGGAACCGAGACGGCUCAUUGUUCCCAACUAGCCAGCCAGCACACACACCGAAGUCGACACAAUGGCCUCAAAGCAUGUCUUCUGCUUCGCGUCGCUUUCCGGCGACUUACAAAACAUGCAGGCAGAGAUCGUGGCUUCGAAGUAUGAGCCAGAUUCCAAGGAGUAUAUCGCCGCCAUCUCCAAGAUCAGACUCCCUCCCCUCUGGAGAGCUUCCACGGCUAUCAAGGACCCCGAGUUUCUGGCAGCUUUUCGCUCUUCAGCAGGUCGUUGGGGCAUGCGUGAGUACCUUUCCCGUCUCGCCAUGAUGUCUUGACAUACGCUCAUGACAACAUUUGCCAGGCCUUUUCGAGGGAGACCAGGAUCAGGACUUGGCCUGCGAGAUCGACCAUGGAUUCCAAGAAGGCUUUGGAGAUCUUGUGAGUCUCUGCCGCAUGGUCAACCAGACGGACAUGAUGGCACCACCGGUAUUCCGCGAUUACUUCAAGACCGAAGCAUAUGAGCC